Messenger RNA from Prorocentrum cordatum, 2995 nucleotides. Lineage: Eukaryota; Dinophyceae; Prorocentrales; Prorocentraceae. The record is from the annotation of a GenBank genome assembly.
CCUGUGGUGCACUGUGACUGCCCGGCCGUGGAGCCGACGCAGUACAAGGAGGUCUUCCACGAGAGGGCGAACCCCGUGGAGCAGACGGGCUUGGUGCUGGCCACCUUCCUCACCGGCUUGGUCGCCGGACACCAGCUCGCGAGAGGCGGGCUCUUCGGGUGCCAGCGUCGGGCGCCGCCGGCGCCAGUGGUUUCCGCACUUGUUCCAGCACUUGAGGCCGCAGCACAGGCCGAGGAGGAGGACAUUGCCGAGCUUGCCCGCCGUCAGCAGGCGUUGAUCCGCAAGCGGGGGGAGUUCUUCGCCAUGAGGUACAACGUCGGCGGUCGUGAGUUGUGGCACACCCGCAUCUGCUGUGGCACGCCCCCUAACUAUCUCGUUGGCGUGACGAGCAUGACGCCCGAUCUGGACGAGUACGAGGAGCGCCGGCUCCUGGAGGGGGCCUGGCGCGUCUCGCUGCUGCGCUGGGCCCGCCUCCAGCCGCGGCAGCUGGGGGAGGUGCUCCUGGAGGAGCCGCUCCUGCCGCCGAGGCGGGAGGCCUUGGGGGUGGGGGUGGAGCGCCGGCAGGCCGCGGCACUUCGCAACAUCGAGACGGCUUAUCUCAGUGUUCCGCCGCCGCCAGGCGACCCCACUUUUCGCAAGGGAGCCCUCGACGCGCUCUUUGCAGGGCCAGGAUACGUGGAUAACUUCAUGAUUCUAGGUUCGGAUCGCAAGGCAGUGCAGUCCGGGCUGGAUAGUGUGUGCAGACGCUUGGAGUCACUGGGCCUUUCUGUUCAUGAGCUGAGUGCCGCGAGCCAGGAUAUCUCGUUCGUGGGGGUGAGCUUCAGUGAGGGGUCCAGGGUGUCCAUCAAGCCUUCUAACUUGUGGCGUCUCAGGUACGGUAUCGAGGCCUUGCUGAGACGUGGUGUAUGCAGCGGCUCGGCGCUCCAGAUCGUGAUGGGUCAUGUGACCUGGGCAGCCCUUUUACGUCGUGAGGUGCUGUCGCUUUUCAAUGCAUCUCAUCAGUUCAUGCACGCAGUCGGUGAGCGACCGCAGAAGCUCUGGCCGCGGGUGCGGCAAGAGCUGUGGACCUUCCGCUCAAUCCUGCCUCUCCUCUUCACACAGAUCAACAUCCCUUGGCACAACGUCAUUGCUGCAUCAGACGCAUCCCUCUUCGGCAUCGGAGUGUGCACGCGUGUUGUGUCGCCCGAACAGUCUGGCGAGAUAGACGCUUUGCGGGGCUCCACGCCGGUCGAGGGCAUCGAGGACUUCCAGCAGUUCCUUGAGGUCUCGGGGGCUUUGUUCGAGGAGGUGCCCGAGGACGUGCUGAGCCCACCGGCGUGGCCCCGCACGACGCGUCGGAUCCAGACGAUGGCGCCAAAGGGCCUGCCGGCCAGGCGCCCACGCCAGCGGGCGAAGCCGACCUCGCGAGCCGGGGUGCUGAAGGCGCAGCGAGCUGCUUCCGCCUCACGUCUCACGGCAGCGCGGGCACCUGUGGGCAACCUCAGCUUGCUGGAGAGCCUGGCCGUUGCGCCGGGCACGGAGGUGCUGUACGUGGGCAUAGCGACUCACUUCCUCCAGUACUGUCAGGGGAUGGGAGCGGACUGGCAGAGCGCCGGCGAGCUGGACCCCCUGCUGGUCGCGUUCUUCAACGCGCUCUUCCUGGAGGGGGCGAGCGUCGAGGACGGCUCGAAACUGCUGGCCAGCCUGUCGCACUUCAUCCCAGACCUCUACAAGUCGACAGCGGCGAAGUUGCCGCGGGCCAGCCGCUGUCUAGUCGCCUGGCGCCGGAGGGUCCCGCCGCGCAUGCGACUUCCGUUGCCUCGCGCGGCGGCCCUCGCUCUGGCUGGGUGCCUCCGCCACCUGGGCUUCCCGCGUAUGUGCCUGUGGGUGGUGAUCACGUUCGUGGCGUGCCUGAGGCCUCACGAGGCGUUCCUCUUACGCGGGAAGCACCUCGUCGCCCCGAAGGUCGUGGCGGGCCGGCAGUACAGCUCUUGGGGCCUGCUGCUCCACGACGCAUCGCUGGGGGACCCAGGGAAGACGGGGAUGUUCGACGCCGCGGUGCUCCUGGACAGGUGCGUGUGGCUGCUGCCGUGUCUGGAGGCGCUGAAGCACCAGUCGCUCGAAGACGGCAGCCUGUGGGACUUCUCUCCGGCGGACCUGCAGAAACAGUUCACCAUGCUGGUCAAGAUCCUCGGCCUCGAGGCGCUCUCCCCGCACCUGUACUCGUUGCGCCACGGCGGCGCCAGCGACGACCUCGCGACUGCUGUCAGGACCCAGGAAGAGGUGAAGGUGAGAGGGCGCUGGGCGACCAUCACGAGCCUCAAGAGGUACGGGAAGACAACCCGGCUCCUGCUCGAGAUGGCGACGGUGCCCGAGGAUGUGUUCGAGCUCGGCCGCGCGGUGGAGGCGAACUUCGCGAGCGCGAUGGCCGAGGGCUUCGACAGCGCGCAGUCGCCGGUGCGACUGCCUCCACGCAUCGCGGCCUUGCUGGGCCCCGGGCGGGGGGCUGCCGGGGAGUUCCUAGAGCCCGAGGUGCGGCGCUACCUGCAGCGCGCCUUUCGUGCCUGUGCUGUACCGCGCCCUCGAUUCAUGAAGCAUCUCGUCUUCCUGGAACUCUUUGCAGGCAGUGGUCGCAUUGCGGCUGCAAUUCAGAAGCUUGGGUAUCGUGCGUUGUCUUUCGAUCUGCUCAAUAAUCCACGUGAUGAUCACCUUGACCCUACUUUCCAGAAGGUCAUAGUUGGGUGGCUAACGUCAGGCUGCAUUGCUGCGCUGUGGCUAGGUACUCCAUGUACUACGUGGGCGCGUGCCCUUCGCCGCCCUUUGCGGAGCAGUGCGGAUCCCCUCGGCGUGCACGACCUGUCUGAGUUUGAGCUCGAGCGCUUGAGGAUUGGCAACGCCACGUUCUUCUUCAGCGUUAUGCUUAUCAGACUUCGUAUUGCUUCUAACAUUCCCGUCUUCCCGGAGAAUCCGAGGACCUCGAUUAUGUGGUGGACUGAGCACAUGAAAGACCUCAUGA